UUAUGAAUCUAUAAUGCAGUCAGCAGAAAGACCUACAAAGAGGAGAAAACUAGCUUCCAAAUCUAAGCGUAAGCCCGCAACAGCUCGCGGUGCUUCGGGACCAACUUUUCCAGCUCAGGAAAUACACAACUUAUUGAUUAAAGGAAAACCAACCGUCGAAGUUAAACCAGAAGUUUCCCUGUACCUGUCAGCUGCGCAAGAGUAUUUGAUGACUGAAAUUUUGGAGAAAGCUGGGAACCACGCCAUUCAUCGCCGAAAUAAAGUCAUUGAAGUCAAAGACAUAAUGGAAGCUAUUCAAGCUGACGAAGAACUGAACGAAUUAUUGGGAAAGACAGUCUUAGAAGCAGUAAGUCAUACAGGAAAAUAACGCGAUUUCCUUUUACUGUUUAUUUUAAACUGCCCAGACAAAGGACAUCAAAUAAAGGGGAAUGAAUUGUUUUAAUUACUUCAUCAAAAAAAUUCGUAUGUGUAAGUGCAAUAGAUUUUGUGGAUUAUACUAAACACAUGUACGGCUUUAGUUCAUAAAGUUGUAGCAGAUAUGAGACAGUGGAAUUAUUAAAUUGUAAACUGCAAAUCAAUAAAUAAUCAAUUUGGUAGUCAAUUUUAAAAAACGUUUUUUUUAUUUUUAUUUCCAAUGGCCAACGUUGCAGAAAGACUUCUACACCACAAAAGAGGAGGAACAAAUGAGAACAUAAAGAAAAGAACAACAUAACAGACUUGGCGAGUAAAAGUUUAUGAAAUCAAUAAGUUCCUUGCAUGCCAGUAAUGGUCACACAAAGGGGUGUCCUUUAGUGCCGGGCAGCAUGUAAACUACCUUUACAUCUGCAGAAACUAAAGAGAGAUUUUGAGCGACCGCGACCUGAUUGGAUUUUUUGGCAACGCCUUCUGUAACGUUUGGCUAUUUCAUUCUGCUAUGCUUGUUAUUUUAAGCAUAGAAUGAUUUCUGUACUACAGCUUUUUUUCAAACUUGAAAUGUCUGGCCUACUUUAUUUAAAAAUGAAAUGGAAAAUAUUUCAUCAAACAUUAUUACCCUUAGAAGCAAUGUUCUAAAUUUAGAAGAUUGCAACAAGUGGGUAAAGGAAUUGGGGGAACUGACAAAUACUAAAUGGAAUUCCAGAACUAAAAAAUAGCAACUGUUUAACCAUGUGAUCAGUGGCAGUCAAUCAAAAUCGAAAACGGCACAAAGGUCGUAAGGAAAAGAGUGACGCUACUUUACUAGGUAGUCUAGAGCUUUAAUUACAACUAGGACUGAACAAUGUCAAUUAGAGGUUUUAUAUGGAGAUAUAUCGUCUGUUUGACUUCCAUAUAAUAUACUCCCGACAUUACAUUUUGAAG
Messenger RNA from Parasteatoda tepidariorum (common house spider), 1335 nucleotides. NCBI's taxonomy places the organism in Eukaryota, Metazoa, Arthropoda, Arachnida, Araneae, Theridiidae. The record is from RefSeq and is a predicted model, not a curated record.